Molecule: messenger RNA, 501 nt
Organism: Meloidogyne enterolobii
Lineage: Eukaryota; Metazoa; Nematoda; Chromadorea; Rhabditida; Meloidogynidae
Source: the annotation of a GenBank genome assembly
AUGGAAGUCUACGAGGGCGUUCUUGCCCCCCUCAUGGGGCAAGUUCUUGAUGGUUACAAUUGCACAGUUUUUGCUUAUGGUCAAACAGGAAGUGGAAAGACCUUCACUAUGGAAGGGCGUCAUGAUUCCUCUGAAGACUUCGCAUGGAACACUGAUCCAACAGCAGGAAUUAUUCCACGCGCACUUGAUCAAAUUUUUUCAGUACUUGGCGAGGAUAUUGAUUACACUGUGCGCGUCUCUUACGUCGAACUUUACAAUGAACAAAUUUUUGAUUUGCUGAAUCGGACUGAAUCACAAUUGGAAUCAUUGAGAAUUUUUGAUGAUAAAACAAAGGGAGUAUCAAUUGCUGGUGCUGAAGAGGUCAUUGUCCGCUCGAUUAAAGAAGUUCACGAAUUGCUUAGACGUGGAGCUGAGAAGCGUCGUACAGCUACAACCCUUAUGAACAUGACUUCUAGUCGUUCUCAUUCUGUCUUCACUGUUUAUGUUAUGAGCCGGGCUUAG